Saitoella complicata NRRL Y-17804 is the source of this 1116-nucleotide messenger RNA. Its product is annotated as GroES-like protein. Bases 1 to 1116 code for a protein of 371 amino acids. The record is from RefSeq and is a predicted model, not a curated record. The transcript has a single exon. Gene Ontology annotation, biological process: D-sorbitol catabolic process. Lineage: Eukaryota; Fungi; Ascomycota; Saitoellomycetes; Saitoellales; Saitoellaceae. Gene Ontology annotation, molecular function: L-iditol 2-dehydrogenase (NAD+) activity; zinc ion binding.
AUGACAACAUUCACACCCUCUCGCCCAAACCUCGCCCUCCAAACCAACCCCGCCCACGAACUCAACCUCAUCACCGAUCCCCUCCCCGACCUCGCCCCCGGGCACUGUCUCGUCCAUAUCCGCGCAACAGGCGUCUGCGGCUCCGACGUCCAUUUCUGGAAACAUGGCCACAUCGGCCCUACGAUGGUCGUCCGUGCUCCGAACGGAUUAGGUCACGAAUCGGCUGGUGUGGUUGUUGCGGUGGGUGAGGGUGUCGAGAGGUGGAAGGUUGGGGAUCGGGUCGCGGUUGAGCCGGGGGUGCCGUGUUCGAAGCCGGAGUGUCAGGCGUGUCGGACGGGGAUGUAUAACGCUUGUCCGGAUGUGAAGUUUCACUCUACGCCGCCUUACCAUGGGACGUUGAGGCGGUAUCAUGCGCAUCCUGCCGCGUGGCUACACCCACUUCCUGACUCCCUCUCCUUCGAGGAUGGAGCGCUACUCGAACCGCUGUCUGUCGUCCUCGCGGCUUUUGCGAGGUUGCCGCCGAUGAUUGGUCAACCCGUACUGAUUGCCGGCGCUGGACCAAUCGGCUUGAUUAGUCUCUUGUGUGCGGAGGCGGCGGGUGCGUGGCCGCUCGUUGUCACAGACAUGGACGCCGGUCGCCUCGAGUGGUGCAAGAAGCUCGUGUCCGGUGUACACACUGUCCAAGUCCAGAAAACAUGGACCCCGGAGGAAACCGCCGAGCACAUCGUCUCAGCAAACGGUGGACUCAGACCUGUCAUUACAUUAGAAUGCACCGGCGCCGAACCCUCCAUCGCCUCCGCAAUCUACGCCUCCGCCCACGCCGCAAAGAUCCACAUCAUCGGCGUCGGCCCAUCCACCCAACGCAUUCCCUUUAUGCACCUCUCCACCAACGAAAUCGAUCUCCAGUACCAAUACCGGUAUCGGGAGACUUGGCCACGCGCGAUUCGAGUUAUGGAAAGUGGGAGGUUGGAGAAGAUUAGGAAUUUGGUUACGCAUCGGUUUGGGUUGGAGGAGGCGAAGGAAGCCAUGGAGCUUUCGGCGGAUUAUUCGAGGGGGGGGAUUAAGGUGCAGAUUGUGGAUGAGGAGGAGCCGGGGACGGCUGCGAAGGCAGAUUGA